CAUCGAUUCUGUGGACUACGGUAAGGUAGACGGGUGGAAACCCGAAAAUGUUUUUGCUUCCGUCGAAGAAGCGUCAAAAUCGGGUAUAAAGUUUGACUAUAUUGCUGUUUCCACCAAAAACCUCCAGGAUAUCGUACCGGUUGAAGAGUUAAUAGCUCCAGUAGUGAGUGCCCACUCGGUGGUGGUGUUGGUGCAAAAUGGGUUUGGAAUCGAGAAGCCACUAUUUGCCAAAUUCCCCCAAAAUAUUGUGCUUUCGGGUGUCAGCCACAUCGGCUCGCACAAUCGUAAUGGCCACAUACACCAAAUGCAAAGUGACCACUUGGUUAUUAGUGCUUUUGAAAAUCCAAAUGUGGAUGCCGAUUCGCAGGUCGCGGCUGCAAACCGGUUUAUCGAGAUGUACUCCAACAACAUAAACAAAUGCGUGUAUUUUGCCAGUGCCAAGUGGUACCGGUACCGGAAGUUAGUGUAUAAUGCGUGUUUGAACACCACCUGUGCACUUACUGGCGUUGAUACUGGAAGGCUUGAGGCUGCUGGCGGAUUAGAAGCAAUUGCCAUACCGGCUAUGAAAGAGGUAAUUAGAGUAGCCAAAGCCGAUGGUGUUGAACUCCCGGACGAUGUGAUCAAUGUAGUAUGUCAUGCCGAUGACGGUGACUACUUCGAGCCGUCCAUGAGAGUCGACGUCAAAAAAGGAAACCCUAUUGAAUUGGAAGCUAUCUUGGGCAACUUAUUGGACACGGCUAGAAAAUUGAAGGUGGAAACUCCGAUUUUGGAUCUUCUCUUCAAGUUAUUGACAGUGGUUCAGUUCAGAUUGAAGGAGGCUAAUGGCUACGUCGGUGUUCCUGAGAAACGGCCAAUUCCUGAUACUUUUUUCAAAUAGAUGCAAAUAUAUGGAAACCCGAUAUCUCGUAGUGGGGGAACAAUAUUUCACGUGGGGUAGCCUACGUAGGCUCCCCUAUGUCAAAAGGGUGCUCUGUGACCUGCUCGUUAAUUAUUGCCGGUGGGUGCACCCGCGCCUGUAUGUAGUCUCGGGCUUGAGAUCUCAAGCCUCGUUUG
Molecule: messenger RNA, 1053 nt
Organism: Yamadazyma tenuis ATCC 10573
Lineage: Eukaryota; Fungi; Ascomycota; Pichiomycetes; Serinales; Debaryomycetaceae
Source: RefSeq, a predicted model, not a curated record